Dimorphilus gyrociliatus is the source of this 1276-nucleotide messenger RNA. The record is from the annotation of a GenBank genome assembly. Lineage: Eukaryota; Metazoa; Annelida; Polychaeta; Dinophilidae.
ACGAAAAUUAAUGUAUGCAGUCACGUGAUCGCAAGGUCUUCUAACACCAAGAGAAAAACCACUGUAUUCUCUUUCAAGAGGCCAAACGGGGCUUAAGCCAGAAAUAAAAUACACAUUAAAUAUGCCUUCUGUAAAUUUUGCAAUUUUCUUUAUAGUUUUAUCUGCGAUUGACGUUGUAUUAUCGAAAGCUGAACUCAAAUUGGAAGACCUGCAAUGGGAAAAUAAGUCUAAAUAUAAGAAUCCUUUUUACGUAAAGAAGGGAGACAGUUUCACAAUUGGCUGUUCUCUGAGGACUCCGUUCGGCAGUAGUGUUACGGACUAUCUUCUCGAAUGGCUGGUUAACAACAGGGUGUUCCAAGCAGAUUACGAUUCUGAUUUUGAAGUUACACAGAAAAAAGUUAGUAAUAAUCUGAUAAGCGAAUUUUCCCAGCGUGGCAUAUCUGAGUCGUACAACCUUAAAUGUCGUCCAAGAGGAUAUUCUAAUUUGGAAAUAUCGAAACAAAUAGAUGCUAUAUCAAUGAAAAUUGAGUACAACGUUGAUGAUCCAUUAAGACACAAUGAAAAAAAUUUAGACUUUAACUGUACUUUUAAUGGAAUUACUGAUGAUGAUAUUGAAGAAAUUUUAUGGUAUGUGAAUGGGAAAAAAAUAGAAGAAAAAGAUGGCAGAAUUUACAAAAUAUCGAAACAUGAAACGUAUUCUCAAUUUAUUAUAAAACAUCCAAAAAUAUCUGAGGAUGCUGGAAAUGUUACUUGCCAAAUUCAAACAAAAACUGGCAAUACAUUAAGUGAUAUAGUAACUGUAUCAUCCGAACCUCACGUUGAAUUUGAAGAGGAAAGAUCAAAAAAUUUGGUUCAAGGAGAUCCUUUAACUCUUAAAUGUAAGGUUUCGGGCUCGCCUGCUCCAACAAGAAUCUAUUGGAAAAGUCCCAAAGAACAAAUACUAAAUAGUGACGUUGACAGCAGAGUUUCCCUCAAAGACUCUAAUGCUACUCUAAAGAUCAAAGACAUCGAUUUCGAGGACAAAGGAACUUAUACUUGUUUCGCAUCAAAUAGUCACGGUGAAUAUAAUGCUACGAUAACAGUAAGAGUUAAGGAUAAAUUAGCUGCUCUUUGGCCCUUUUUGGGAAUAUGUGCUGAAGUUUUUAUCCUAUGUUCUAUAAUAUUAAUUUAUGAAAGAUCAAGAAAGAAGAAAGAUACUGAAAAUACUGUUGAUGACGAGGCUGGUGAUAAAUUGACAAAUUCAAAUGAUAAUCAAGUUAGGCAAAGAAGAUCCUAA